AUGUAUUUCAUUAUUAAUGAAAAUAAGAUUUAACCAAAUGGAUUAAUGUCAAACCAAAUAUUUAAUAACAAGUUUUAAUAGAAUAUAUUAACUGAUCCCCAUAGUUCCAGAAAUUUUGAAUCUAAAGAUUUAUCUAAUUUUUUUGCAUCUAGUGAUUCUUAACUUGUCGAAAAAAAUAAUAAAUGGUUCCAUAAAUAUCCAUCUUAUAUAAUUUAGAAAACUGAAAAUGUUGAAAAAAGUGAAUAUCCAACUCUUUAUUAUAAGAAUUAUUCAUAAAUUGGAAAAAAUUAAAAUUAAGUUAGCUUUAAGGAUUAAUAAAUUAAAUAAGAAUUUUAAGCAUUAAUUAAUGCUAAAUAACAUUAAUAGAAGUCUUUUAGUAUGAUUAAUUAAAGAAUGGGGUAGAAAUAAUAAUAAUCUAUAUAAAAUAAAACAGAGGAUUUAUAAAUAUAAUAAAAGGUCAGAAGACCAAGUUCCCCUUAAUUUAAAUUUGUAUAUAAAUAAAAAUAAACCAAAACUUCUGGUUAACAUAUAAAAUUAACUUUUGAAAAAGGAUAAAAGAUAUUUGAUACCUCAUUCUAAAACAAAGAAACAUCAAAAAGUGUUGUUUAACUUAAAAUAAAUGAUCACUUUAUAAAAUUGUAAAAUGAAUAUGAAAGAGAAUUAUAUUCAAAACCGUUUGAGAAUACUAAAUAUUCUGAAAUAUCUAAAUAAUUAAACUGUCAAACUCAAGAAAGUCCAAUUGCAGUCUUAUACAAAAAAAAAAAUAAGUAAAUCAAAAUAAAAUAUAUCUUAAAAUUGUACUGA
Paramecium sonneborni is the source of this 804-nucleotide messenger RNA. NCBI's taxonomy places the organism in Eukaryota, Ciliophora, Oligohymenophorea, Peniculida, Parameciidae. The record is from the annotation of a GenBank genome assembly.